AUGAGUCGUGAAGUAGGUCGACCGAUUUCUCGUCAAGCAUUAGGACGUACAGCAUUUAUCGGUUCACUUUAUGAUGCAACAACCGAUUUGUUUUGUGAACGUAUUAUUGUUAAUGAAGAUAUUCCACCCACAGCGAUUCGACAAUUGGAUGAAAAUCAUGGUCAUUCUUCGUACGAGUUCGAUACGGCCGUUUCAAAAAAAUUACGAAAAUUGAAUGUUGAUAUUUCGUUGAGUCUUAGUAUUCUUGGUGGAUUGGUCAAAAGCGCAGGAGCGAGUAGUAGCUAUUUAUACACUCGAGAUAAAACAAGUCAAAAUAUCGAAGCUACAUUUAUUCAUCGAUCGAUCACACGUACUGAAGCUUUGAACGUUUCGCAUAAAGACUUCAAAGUACGCGUUGAACCGACUGCACUACGACAUAAAAAUGCGACACAUGUUGUCACGUCAAUUCGAUGGGGUGCUGAUGUGUUCGCUCAAUUCGAAGCGAAAAGUACAACGGCAGAAUCGAAACAUACUGCAAAAGCUGGACUGCAACUGGAAUUAAAUAAGUUACUGAGUAAACUUAUUUCUGUUAAUCCCCGUAAUUCAGUUGCUGUACCAGUUGAAGCUUUACAAGCGGCUCCUUCACCAACAAUACCGACAACUGAAGGAAGUAUUCCAUCUGCUCCUACCGCACAAAUUGAAAAAGGAACAACUGCUCCACAAAUUUCGUUUGAGAGCACAUCAACUGCGACGACUUUUAAUUAUAAAAUAACUUUGUUCGGCGACUUAAUACCGACGACGUGUCCGAAGAAUAUCGAAGAAUUACUAGCCAUGAUUCCGAACAUCAUGACUGGUUUACAGAAAACAAAUGGUGGUAAAGGACGUCCACUCGAAUAUCUUAUGUUACCUAUUUCCGAAGUUGCGCAAAUCCUUGAUCAAGAAAUCGUUUCUGAUCGAAUCUUUCGAGCCGUCGAAGAGAGCGUGACACACGAAAUUGAAGCGAUAUUUGACGAAUGCGAUCAGUUACGAACAACUGUUCGAACGAUAUUUACUUCAAUUGAGAAAGCCGAAGAUUUCUUUCUCGAAAUAGAAAUCAAUGAAAUUAGUUCGCACAACCAGGCAAUGUCUCACUUUUCGCGUGACAUCCGGGAGAAAAUCGGUAAAAUGUUAGUACAAGUUCGAAGUUGCCACACACAACCAUCUGAACUGGAUCGACUACUAGUGGAAGUUGAAUCUCAGCUUGCAGAACAGCGAAUCAAGGUCAAAGAACUUCAACGCGGCGAUUUGAAUGAAAAAUUAAAAUACAUAAUUGAACUCCGAGAGAAAGAUGUUAUCCCUGUGCGCGAACCCGACUCACUUUCAUUGAUACAAAAUAUUCAUCCCAGACAUAAACUAAUCGUUCUUUACACAACAAAUGAACUACGAAAAAGCUCGAGGGAUCGAUGGAUCAACGUUUACUAUGAACUCAUUCGUCGAAUCGAAGCAAGUAGUGAAGGAAAUGGUCGAUUCUUGUUCUGUUAUUUCGAUUAUGAUUUACAUCCAAAUUUUCAACCGCAGUCGAAAAAACUCGAGGUACGAGAAUACGUUGGUGCUCCAGUUACAGUCCCCCUACCUCGUUCUAAGUCGUCUCUUCUUGCACGGGAAGAAAGUAUUAAUGGUGGAAUUGAUGCAUUACUCAGAAAUGUGAAUAGUGUUGCAACAGAAUCUAUUGCUAAAUGGCACCGAGAUGCUAAAGAACGUUUGGACGAAAUGUUCGCUAAAUCGAACAGUUGCAUUCUAACUCGCUAUUCUCCAUCGUUGACGUCACGAAAUGAAGUCUUCGAAAAACUGCGACGAAAUCAAAAAAAUAUUUUAUUAAUUGGCCGUUCACGUUCAGGCAAAUCGACAUUUAAACAUAUUCUUGCCGAUCCAACGUGGAUCGCAAAUUCAACAAAACCAUAUUCUCAAACUGAGUUUCCUAUAUUUGAACAAUACAGCGUUUCAGGAACGGAUGUCAUCAUUAAUUUGAUCGAUACACCAGGUCUUUUCCAACGAACGGCAAACGCAUCAUCAUUGCCAGAUAAUACAACACUAAUACGAUUAAUUGAUGACUACAUUCGUUCUAAAGUAGUCCACAUACAUUUUAUCUGUUUCUGCAUAUCGAUGGAAACAAAAAUCAGUACCGAAGAUCUUCAUACGAUUCAAACAGUUUUCGAUUUCCUCGGUCCUGAAAUUCGUAAAAAUUCUUGUGUUAUUGUCACUAAUUGCGAAUCGAAAACGGAAUCAGAAUUAGAAUCCAUUCGUCGAGACAUGCAAACAAAUCUUGAUUGGAAAGUACUUUCCUCCCAAAUGAAGCAAGGUUUAUUUUUUACCGGAUCGAUUCAUCAAGAAGAUUGGAUUGACACUUCUCAAGCCAUUUACCAACAGUUCGAGAAUGUUUGCAAAUAUCGCAAUGAACUUUUAAAUUUAUUCAUCAACGCCGAUGUCAAAUCGUAUGAAUUGACAACGAAUGUAAUCGGAAGAAAAAUCAAAGAACAAAUUGAUUCACGAAGCAAAACGAAAGCCAAAUAA
This is a messenger RNA of Adineta ricciae, 2529 nucleotides long. The record is from the annotation of a GenBank genome assembly. NCBI's taxonomy places the organism in Eukaryota, Metazoa, Rotifera, Eurotatoria, Adinetida, Adinetidae.